Notolabrus celidotus (New Zealand spotty) is the source of this 1655-nucleotide messenger RNA. RefSeq names its product autophagy related 101 (gene atg101). The record is from RefSeq and is a predicted model, not a curated record. Bases 492 to 1148 code for a protein of 218 amino acids. Gene Ontology annotation, cellular component: phagophore assembly site. Gene Ontology annotation, biological process: autophagy; autophagosome assembly. Lineage: Eukaryota; Metazoa; Chordata; Actinopteri; Labriformes; Labridae. The transcript is spliced from 2 exons.
GCGGGUAUGUUUUUGUCUGGUGUAGUGAUAAAAACGGCGUUUUUCUGAAUGUAGGCUACAGUAUGAUACUUAAAAGAGUCCCUUAAAUCAAUAAGUAAUAGGAUUUGUGCUAAAGGCGACAAGAAAGGACAGAAGUUAAAAAAGAAAGCACUAAAGAGAGGUGUUUUGAUCUUCAACGCUUGCCGUAGGUUGUCCGCAUUACCACAUCUUCCUGUCCCAAACACUUUAGCUUGCUUGUUAGCUACUCCUUGGAACAAUGUCUCUGAACGUACUCCGUGUAGUUUGCCUUUGGAGGUAGGGUAUGGUUUGUGAUUACAAUAUAUGUAGUAUUUUUUAAAGACUUGAACACCCAGUGGAUUAGGCCCCACCCCCGUCCAGAGGUAAACAAACGACAUACUCGUCACCUAACAUAAUCGAGGUGGCCCAAAGCAGCCAUCAUCACCCUGCUCGCGUCGUCGCCCUGUAAAUGUAAAUAAUUAUUAUUUAUCGCCAUGAAUUGCCGCUCUGAAGUGCUGGAGGUGACGGUGGAGGCGAGACAGGUAGAGGAGUCCAUACUGUCUCUGCUUCACACCAUCUUACUGCAUCGAAGCACGGGCAAGUUUCACUACAAGAAGGAGGGCACCUACUCCAUUGGUACCGUGGGGACACAGGACAUCGACUGCGACUUCAUCGACUUCAGCUUCGUCAGGGUGUCAUCAGAAGAGCUGGACAGGGUGAUCAGGAAAGCUGUGGCUGAAUUCAAGGAUGCUUUGAGCAACUCCGGCAGCGAUGGCAUGGGACAAAUCUCCCUGGAGUUUUACCAGAAGAAGAAGUCUCGCUGGCCCUUUUCUGAUGAGUGUAUCCCCUGGGAAGUGUGGAGCAUCAAGGUGAACGUAGUGAACCUGGCUAAUGAGCAGGAGAGGCAGAUCUGCAGGGAGAAAGUGGGCGAGAAGCUUGGCGAGAAAGUCAUCAACGUGGUCGAGGUCAUUAACCGACACGAAUACCUGCCAAAGAUGCCCACUCAGUCUGAAGUGGACAAUGUGUUUGACACCAGUCUCAAAGAUGUCCAGCCUUAUCUUUACAAAAUCACAUUUCAGAUCACUGACUCUCUGGGCACGUCUGUGAGCACAACGAUGAGAAGGCUGAUUAAGGACACUCUAGCACUGUGAGGAUGCUUGAGGACAGAAAGAAAAAAUAUCUGGAUGAUUCAUAACUGCAUCUUUAGUCAUGCAGUCUCUUUUUUAAGCUCAGAAACAUGUAAGAAACACAGCCGUGACUAACUGAUCUGUUGCCUCUGUGAUAUCUGUUCUGUGGUUCUGUUAUUGCUUGUACCUGCUGUCUUGAUUAUAUAAUGAUCAUUUUUAGAAGUAUGUUGUUUUUGCAACUUUCUUUUUAAAAAGUAACUUUUCCUUCAGCCAUGUGGGAAUGCAACUCUGACACAGAAGCAAAUUUAUCACUUUAUUUCAUAAAUCUUUGAAAGUUGUGUUGCUGAUUCCAACUAUGUCAUUUCUUGUUCAUCCUUUGGUGAAAUCAUUGUAACGGAUGGUUAUUUUGUCAGCCACCACAGCUUCUUCAAACUAAACCUUGACACCAUUAUAAUGAUAGUUGGAAAACUGUUGUCACAGGGACUCACAGGACCGUGUAAGAAAAAUAAAUCUCAUUUCUUUUAACGCUAA